This is a messenger RNA of Hypomesus transpacificus, 2710 nucleotides long. Its product is annotated as endoplasmic reticulum mannosyl-oligosaccharide 1,2-alpha-mannosidase-like. Gene Ontology annotation, molecular function: calcium ion binding; mannosyl-oligosaccharide 1,2-alpha-mannosidase activity. Bases 487 to 2631 code for a protein of 714 amino acids. Gene Ontology annotation, cellular component: endoplasmic reticulum; membrane. The record is from RefSeq and is a predicted model, not a curated record. Gene Ontology annotation, biological process: carbohydrate metabolic process; N-glycan processing. The transcript has 15 exons. Lineage: Eukaryota; Metazoa; Chordata; Actinopteri; Osmeriformes; Osmeridae.
UGUGACAAAAACACAACGAGACAUGUCUCCCGAGAGUUGUCACUUGCAGACAAAACCAAUCACAGCUAGCCCGCUAGCCAACUAAUAUCGUCAAUUAUCAUCCAUAAGAUAUGGAUGGUAGUGGGGAUGGAUGGAAGUAACCCAGAUUUAACAGCACUUUGCCUGGCCACCGCUCGGAAACAAGUCGAAGGUAGCCAGCAAGAUAGCUAGCUGUGUUUCUUACUGUCAUGGUAGGCAGCUAGCUAGCUCUACAUCUGGCUAGCGCUGGCUAGCUACCCACAUAAAAGGAGGAUUACGGAGCUGGGUUGGGGUGUGGAGAUGAUUCGACUGGGAGAAUCAACGUAAGUAGCUAGCUAGCUUCUCCCUCAGAGCCAGAAAACACUUGCUAACAAAAACAACACGCCGCAAAGACACUACAACCAGGAUAUCUGCAAGUACAGCACAGCUUUUAUGCCCCUUCUAUGACGGUUGCUGUCAUCUGGAGUUAUGUACCCCCCGCCCAGAAAGGACUUCAUCUCCCUCACCCUCAGUGACCAGCACAGCCGCAGCUACAACAAUGGCAAGCACCGUCGUCAAUCCUGCUUGAGGAAAUGGAAGCAGCUGUCUCGCCUGCAGCGCAGUCUGGUCCUCUUCCUCCUGGGCCUGCUGCUGGUCUUUGGACUGCUGUCCUACCCUGGUCUCUCUAGGCCGUGGGGAGACGUGCCUGACAGGGAGGACUGGAUUGAGCUGGAUGACAGAGAGCUGAGACCAGUUCCUCCAGGGGCCAACCCCGUGGCUGGCCCUGCUGUGGGGGCGGGGCCAGCUGCUGUGGGGGCGGGGCUGGCUGCUGUGGUGGGGGCGGGGCCAGCUGCUGUGGGGGCUGGGCCAGCUGCUAUGGGGCUGGCUGCAGGGCCAGAGGUGGGCCCAGGCCUCAUCCCUGUCCCUGAGAUCAUCCCAGAGAUCCCCGAGCCACAGAAACCCAAGGUCCUCCUUCUACCCAAACCCCUUGUCAAGAAGAGGCCGUUCCCGAACAAGAGAGGCCCUCCCAGCCAGCAGAGGCAGCAUAGGGCGGGGAACGCCUCAGAGCUGCUGCCCAGGGAGCAGCCACAGCCUCCUGGGAACACUGAGGAGGUGGAAGAGGACAAGGGAGAUAAACAACUUGUCAGCUGGAGAGGGGCCAUGAUCGAGGCGGACCAGGGUACGGAGGCCCCUCCCUCCCCUAAUGAGAGAGACGUCCCUGCCUCCCCCGGGGACGCCAGGGACGCCAGUCCCCUGGAGCCAGUUUCCAUGAGUUCCGUAGACAGGCUGGAGGUUGUGCGAGAGGCCUUCACGCACGCUUGGAAGGGCUACAAGGAGUUUGCCUGGGGCCACGACGAGCUGAAGCCCCUGUCCAAGUCGGAGUGGUUCGGUCUGGGUCUGACGCUGAUCGACGCCCUGGACACCAUGUGGAUCCUGGGGCUGAAGGAGGAGUUUGCGGAGGCCAGGAAGUGGGUGGAGACAGAGCUGUCCUUCUCCAAGGAUGUGGACGUGAACCUGUUUGAGAGCACCAUCCGCAUCUUGGGAGGCCUGCUCAGCACGUACCACCUGACCGGAGACCAGCUGUUCCUCGACAAGGCGACAGACAUCGGCACCAGACUGAUGCCUGCCUUCAAGACCCCCUCCAAGAUCCCCUUCUCUGACGUGAACCUGGGGAAGGGCUCGGCCCAUCCGCCCCGCUGGACGUCCGACAGCACGGUUGCCGAGGUGACCAGCGUCCAGCUGGAGUUCCGAGAGCUCAGCCGCCUCACCCAGGACCCGCAGUACCAGGAGGUGGUGAACGAGGUGAUGAGGCUUGUCCACAAGCUGCCAGGGAAACGCGAUGGUCUGGUGCCCAUGUUCAUCAACACCAACAGUGGCCAGUUCACCCAUAAAGGGGCGUUCACGCUGGGCGCGCGGGCAGACAGCUACUACGAGUACCUGCUCAAGCAGUGGAUCCAGGGAGGCAAGACAGAGAAUGACCUGUUGGAGGACUACCUGCAGGCGGUGGAAGGGGUGAAGAAACACCUUCUUAAACAGACUGGACCCAGCAGAAUGACCUUCGUAGGGGAGAUGUCCCAAAACCGAUUCAACCCCAAGAUGGACCACCUGGUGUGCUUCCUCCCAGGAACGCUGGCUCUGGGCGCUCACAACGGGCUGCCCGCAGAGCACAUGGAGCUGGCCCUGCAGCUGAUGGAGACCUGCCACCAGAUGUACGUUCAGAUGGAGACGGGCCUGAGCCCUGAGAUCGCCCACUUCAACAUGCAGCCCCACGACGGCCGCGAGCUGGACGUCAAGCCUGCUGACAGACACAACCUCCUGCGUCCGGAGACUGUGGAGAGCCUGUUUUACCUGCACCGCUUCACUCAGGACAGCAAGUACCGCGACUGGGGCUGGGACAUCCUCCAGAGCUUCAACAAGUACACCCGGGUUCCCAGCGGGGGCUACACCUCCAUCAACAACGUGCGUGACCCCGUGAACCCGGGGCCCAGGGACAAGAUGGAGAGCUUCUUCCUGGGAGAGACCCUCAAGUACUUUUAUCUGCUCUUCUCAGACGAACCGGACCUCCUUAGCCUGGACAAGUACGUGUUCAACACCGAGGCCCACCCCCUCCCCAUCUGGCCCUCCGCUCCCUGAGACACGGGAGUCAGCCCCCCCAUCGAGCCGCUCGGCAUUCUGGGGGCUCUUCCUGUCGAGCAAUCAACAGCUUUAAAAA